Messenger RNA from Mixia osmundae IAM 14324, 1032 nucleotides. RefSeq lists its product as uncharacterized. Gene Ontology annotation, biological process: lipid storage. Gene Ontology annotation, molecular function: lipase activity. The record is from RefSeq and is a predicted model, not a curated record. NCBI's taxonomy places the organism in Eukaryota, Fungi, Basidiomycota, Mixiomycetes, Mixiales, Mixiaceae. Gene Ontology annotation, cellular component: lipid droplet. The transcript is spliced from 2 exons. Bases 1 to 1032 code for a protein of 343 amino acids.
AUGGCCCCUCUGCCGGACAAGCGACUUCGUUGGUAUGAUGUACGCAGCGGCCGAUCAGCCGAACGCUUCGACGAUCUGCCCAAAGGCGGUUGGCACCUGCCGUACGACGAGACAGAUUGGUUCGCGCCGGCCGAGAGUGGGCAUCACCUAGACGAGCCAGAUCUGAUUGUCGUCUUCGUUCCCGGCAAUCCUGGUCUGGUCGACUACUACACAGACUUUCUCACUACCGUAGCAGACCUCACGAAUCCUCGCAAAAGCCCAAAAGGCGGCAGAAAUCUCAAAACAGACGUGAUUGCAAUCUCACAUUUAGCUCAGGCUACAUCUCCUCUGAGCUCAUUGGCGUACUCUGCCAUUCUGUCUGGCAAGCUGCCGACACUCGCGGAUCAGGUCGACCACAAGAUUGCAUGCAUAGAUCGCGUUCACGGCCUGUUCCCCAAAGCAAAGAUUGUACUCAUCGGUCACUCAGUGGGCGCAUGGAUUUGCUGUCAGGUCCUGAAGGCGCGCCCGAAGCUCGUCAGCCGAGCUCAGCUGCUGUUCCCGACCAUCUCAGACAUCGCAGCCACGCCAAAUGCUCAACGACUCUGGCCGAUCUUCAACCGCGUCGGAAGUGCAGCGCUCGUCAGUCUGACGAUGGGCACAUCCUUCUUGCCCCUGGGCAUCACUUCAAGGUUGACAGGUGUAGCGCAAAGAGCAGCGGUCGCGCCGGAAGGCGAUGCCACCAAAGCGACGCUCGACCUCGUCACCAGUCCAACAGUCGUAGCAUCGGCCUUGGCAAUGGCGCGCGAUGAGAUGGCAACGAUCAAAGACCUUGAUAAGGCCUUCCUGGCACAAUAUGGUGACCGACUCGAUUUCUACUGGGCAGAAGGUGAUAGCGAUGGCUGGGUCCGAUCGAGCCAGAUUCAGGAGAUCAUAGAGACCGUGCAGGACAAGGCAACACAUCAGCGCUGCGUGCUUGGCAUGAAGCACGCCUUUUGCCUCAAAGAUGGGGCUCAGAUGGGACGAAUCUCUGCCAAGUGGAUCCUAUCUACAUAG